AUUUUGAAAGAAUUUGUCUGACAAUUCGAUAGUGUUUUGUCUGCUUGAUGAAUUACCAUGGAGGCUAGAGCACAGUCUUUUUUGUCCAGCAUGCUUCGGAAUGGUUCAGCCAACUCUUCUGAGGGAGACAAUGAAGCUCAUUCAGCCUUUACACAGACUGAGCACAACAUAGUUGCAGCUUACUUAAUAACAGCAGGAGUGAUAAGCAUUUUCAGUAACAUUGUUGUGUUAGGCAUCUUUGUUAAGUACAAAGAGCUUCGAACAGCAACCAACGCAAUUAUUAUCAAUUUGGCUUUUACUGACAUUGGUGUCAGUGGCAUCGGUUACCCUAUGUCUGCUGCUUCAGACCUACAUGGAAGUUGGAAAUUUGGAUAUACUGGAUGCCAGAUCUAUGCUGCCUUAAAUAUCUUUUUUGGAAUGGCAAGCAUUGGUUUGCUUACUGUUGUUGCAGUUGACCGUUAUCUGACAAUCUGCAGGCCUGAUAUAGGAAGGAGAAUGACUGCCCGUAACUAUGCCACUCUGAUCAUUGCUGCUUGGAUAAAUGCAGUCUUUUGGGCCUCCAUGCCUGCUGUAGGCUGGGCUAGCUACGCUCCUGAUCCAACUGGAGCAACGUGCACAGUAAACUGGAGGAAAAAUGAUCCGUCCUUUGUUUCCUACACAAUGAGUGUAAUUGCUGUUAAUUUUGUUGUACCCCUAGCAGUCAUGUUUUACUGUUACUACAAUGUUUCCAGGAGGAUGAAACACUAUGCAGCCAAUAACUGCUUGGAGAGCAUCAAUAUUGACUGGUCUGACCAAGUAGAUGUAACAAAGAUGUCCAUUGUGAUGAUUGUGAUGUUUUUGGUGGCAUGGUCUCCAUAUUCCAUUGUGUGUUUAUGGUCUUCCUUUGGAGACCCAAAGAAAAUUUCUCCUGUGAUGGCUAUUAUAGCUCCUCUGUUUGCAAAGUCUUCCACAUUCUAUAAUCCCUGCAUUUAUGUAGUUGCAAACAAGAAGUUUCGAAGGGCAAUCCUGGCAAUGGUGCGAUGUCAGAGACGACAAGAGAUAACUAUAAACAAUGCCUUGCCCAUGAGCGUGUCUCGGAACACACUGACAUCGUAAAACUUCCUUCAUUUGCCUGGAUAUGUUGAAUAGAAAGGAGUCAAACCCGGGUCACAGUUAUUUGUUUGGUAUAGUAAUCUGCCUCAUCCAGCCAGCUGCUUCCUGCUAUUCACAAUCAUGUUUUAGAUGAUUUAAAAACAAAA
Molecule: messenger RNA, 1238 nt
Organism: Tinamus guttatus (white-throated tinamou)
Lineage: Eukaryota; Metazoa; Chordata; Aves; Tinamiformes; Tinamidae
Gene: RRH
Product: retinal pigment epithelium-derived rhodopsin homolog
Biological process (GO): G protein-coupled receptor signaling pathway; visual perception
Cellular component (GO): membrane
Molecular function (GO): G protein-coupled receptor activity
Source: RefSeq, a predicted model, not a curated record